GACUUUGCUUUGAAUAAAAAUUUCCAAAAAAACUGAAACAGAAAAAAAAAAAAAACGAAAACGAAAACGAAAAAGAAAGCGAAAGCGAAAGCGAAAGCGAAAGCGAAAGGGGAACGAAGACCACAGAGAAGAAUAUUUGGUUUUCCUCUUCAGAUCUUACUAUUGAUCCUUCUGGUUUUAUGAUCUCGUACUGCUAGUUACCUCUGCAUUGAACCUCCUGAAAACUAGUACAGAGUAUUCUGCGGUAAGGUCACGCUAUUUACAUAUGGAUAGUUGCGAUAGCAACAACCAGCAAGAAUGGAUAGAGAGGGUGAAAUCUGGAGGCGCUGUUCCACUUUUUGAACCAGAUAACUGCUCCAGUGGUUGGGCUUCUCCCCCAGGAGACAAGUUUAUGGUCAGAGGUCCAGAGUACUUUUCUACAAGGGUUAAGAUUCCUGCAGGGGAAUGCCUUCUAAAACCUCUUGGAUUUGAUUGGAUAAGAGGGGCUACGAAGAUUGUGGAAGUUCUAAACCAUCCAAAUUGCCGCAUUAGGAAGGCUCUUCAAGAUGAGUUUCCUGCAGGUGGUGAACCCUUUGUUUGGGCUUUCAAUCUUCAAGUCCCAAGCAAGGAAAAUUAUAGUGCUGUGGCAUAUUUUGUGGCAAUGGAGGCAAUCCCGGAGGGGUCCUUGAUGGAACAGUUCUUAAAGGGGGAUGAUGGAUUUCGAAACUCGAGGCUUAAAUUGAUAGCCAACAUUGUGAAGGGUCCAUGGAUAGUUAGAAGAGCUGUUGGUGAGCAGGCGAUAUGUAUACUUGGACGAGCAGUUUCUUGUAAGUAUUUUAUAGGACACAAUUACAUAGAAGUUGAUGUUGAUAUUGGAGCUUCAAUGGUUGCAAAUGCAAUUGUUCAUCUUGCAUUUGGCUACAUCACAACUCUGACUGUUGAUCUAGCAUUUCUGAUUGAGAGUCAGACUCAGUCGGAGCUUCCAGAAAGGAUCUUAGGAGCUGUAAGAUUCUCGGACUUGAACCCACCUUCAGCCAGGUCAAUUGAGCCACCAUCUACUGAGGGUGUCAGAAAUUUGCAAUCUUCUCUGCCAACGCGAUUUUGGAAAUCGAUUGGACAAGGUUUCUCACACCUUAUACACCCGGGUGCUCAGGAAAGUAGCUCUGGUUCUAUGUCUGCACAUGUCAAUGGCAAUGCCAAUCAUGAAGACUGCAGUGGUAGCAGUACUAAAAAAUGAUCCUUUUCAGCUUCAUUUGUGGCUUCGUUGAUGUCAGCAGAUCGGUUUGGCCCAUGGGAAGGAUGAAACCUGACAAUACUAAAUAUCCGGAAGCUGUAGCCAUCCGGUAUAUUGCACUGAGUCAUGCUGAUUCUGUGAAUCUUCCCUCAACUAAAUUAUUUUACUCUUGAGCAAAUUGGCAUGGCUGAGCCGCUGAAUGCAUUAUUAGAUGGCCCCUCUGUUUUUCACAGGCUGGAUUUCUUCGCUGUGAUUAUAGGGCACAUGGAUCAUUGCCAUCAAGCUGGUUGUUUAAAUUGUUGUCAGCAUGGAAUUUUUAUUACUUCUUGAUGAUGAAAUACUUACGUACUUGCUUUAGGCACCGAACGAAUUUUCAGUCUUGAAUGUUUCUUCACCAUGAUUUCUCAUGAAUUAUGAUCCAUAUCGUAUGUAAUUGAUUCAUACAGAAUUGAUUUAUGUGCUUAUUAUUUUCUCAAUCAAUGAACCUUCCCGGAAGCAAUCCGCUAAAA
Macadamia integrifolia is the source of this 1722-nucleotide messenger RNA. RefSeq names its product protein ENHANCED DISEASE RESISTANCE 2. The coding region runs from base 266 to 1216 and encodes 316 amino acids. The record is from RefSeq and is a predicted model, not a curated record. The transcript has 3 exons. NCBI's taxonomy places the organism in Eukaryota, Viridiplantae, Streptophyta, Magnoliopsida, Proteales, Proteaceae.